AUGUCAUCUCACGGCUUGUCUCCGCUAAGACGAUUUCGCAUAGGCACCGUGAAUGUUCAUUCAUUUCGGAGUCCGUUUUCUCGAAAAAGUAAUGCGAAAGUAUUGGCAACAAUCCUCGCUCCCUACAAUCUCGAUGUCCUCGCCGUCGAAGAAAUGCGCCAUGAUGAUAAUUGGACUAUCCUUCAUGAACAAUUGUCAUUAAACCAUACAGCUGUUGGAUUAAGCGGUGGUGUAUCGUUCGGGAAUGCAAUUGCAUCGCGUCAUCCAAUUGCCGAAGAGCACAAUCAAAUAACACAAGAACAAUACACAGGUGGUACUCGAGCUAUGCUUCGUUGUCGUUUUGAUGGCGAUCAUCCGUUUGUUCAAAAGCGGACGUUCGCUGUGACACACUUGGAUCACUUUGAUGAAGAUGAUCGUUUGUUGCAGUUGAAAGAAUUCUCAAUGGAUAAAGGCGAUAUUGAUAUUCUGGUUGGCGAUCUGAAUGCGCUUGCAAAAAAUGAUUAUACCGAUGAAUAUUUGAGCGAAGUCGUGCGAGCAAAACGAGAAUUGAGUGGAUGGGAGCAGCCGAGAUUCGAAUUGAUUCAAUCAUUAGUUCAAAUCUACGGCUUUCAGGAUACGUUCCGACAAAUCAAUCCACACUUUCAAAAUACGAAAGUAGUCACAUGUCCAUACGGCACACGAAUCGAUUAUAUCCUUCACCGGCCACUAUCAAAUGAUCUGUGGAAACUAACCGAAUGUUUCAUAGUCGACACACGACGAUCUACCGAUCACAACGCGGUUAUCGCGACUUUUGAAUGCAUGUCACCGAUAAAUCUUUCUAAUUGA
Messenger RNA from Adineta ricciae, 825 nucleotides. The record is from the annotation of a GenBank genome assembly. Lineage: Eukaryota; Metazoa; Rotifera; Eurotatoria; Adinetida; Adinetidae.